AUGAUUUGUAGAAGCUAGCAUCUUCUUUUUAGCACAGACUAUAAAUUAUAUCUCAAUCCAUAAUAAAUAGUCAUUGGGAAGGUAAGAAAUAAAUUAAUUAGAAAGAACGAAUAGAACCUAAAGUAUAAAAUCCCUUUGAAUCUAUCAACAAUUAUCAAAUGGUCUUUCAAUAGUGAUUUUACUUUCAAUGGAUUUCAGUUUUAGUGGAAGAACUCCUGGAAAACUAUACUGUUGACUCACGAGCAAUCUUUGACUCUAAAGGAUAAUCUGGAUGGAAAGGUCACUUAUUGUAACAUAGUUAAAAUGUAUAAUAUGAUUCAAUGUGAGAGAUCUGGCUAUUCAAGCAAAGUUUAUUUAACUUAUUGUUGCGCCAAUCAAUAAAAAUAUUAUAUGUAAAUAUUUCCAAUUUCUGAUUUGACUUCUUAAGAAUAUUUAAGAUUAAUAGAGAUGAUUAACAUUACUCAUCCAAACAUCCUUAAAUGUGAAGAAUACUUUGUUGAAGAAAAGAACUUGUAUAUAAUAACAAACAUUUUAAAUGGAAAAACGUUAAAGGAGAGGAUAGGUAGUCAGUAUAGGAUGGAACCCUAAGAAAUCAUUUCUACUAUAAAAACUCUCCUUAAAUUUAUAAAUGAUAUGCAUAAGUUAGGGUAUGUAUUAAGAGAAAUCACAUCAACGAAUAUCUUUCUAUAAAGUGAUGGAGAAAUCCUGAUUAUAGAUUUUGAACUACUAGUAAAAACUGAAGAAGCCUUCAGAACCAAGGCAGUUUCUAAAGAAAAUGACUUUUUACAUGAGCUUAAGGAUUCUACAAAAAAUACUCAUGAAGAUUGGGUUGAAAUUGAGAGAUAUUAUUAUGAGCAACAUGAUGUUUUGAUUUUAGGAUCUCUAUUAAAGGAAAUGUUAACCAGUAAAGUUUAACUAUAACAACCCUAAGGAAGGGCAAGGCAACCUACAAUUACAAUUAAUAAGACCACUAUAAUAAAUAGAUCUCCAAAAUAUUAUAUAUACUAAUUGUUGCAGAGAAUGCUCGAGCAAGAUCCUAAGGUAAGGAUAACUAUAUAGAAUGCAAUUUAUUUUUUAGAAGACAUCGAUUUUGAAGACAAUAGCUUUGAAGAUUUCCCUGAAACAUCAGAGGAAUAAAAUUUUCAAAGUGUCAAAUCAAUUUCAAUAAAGAAAUUCCUCGUUUGA
Molecule: messenger RNA, 1185 nt
Organism: Paramecium tetraurelia
Lineage: Eukaryota; Ciliophora; Oligohymenophorea; Peniculida; Parameciidae
Exons: 4
Biological process (GO): mitotic DNA damage checkpoint signaling; protein phosphorylation
Cellular component (GO): cytoplasm; nucleus
Molecular function (GO): ATP binding; protein serine/threonine kinase activity
Source: RefSeq, a predicted model, not a curated record